Messenger RNA from Vicia villosa (hairy vetch), 938 nucleotides. Its product is annotated as BAG family molecular chaperone regulator 2-like. The record is from RefSeq and is a predicted model, not a curated record. The transcript has 2 exons. NCBI's taxonomy places the organism in Eukaryota, Viridiplantae, Streptophyta, Magnoliopsida, Fabales, Fabaceae. Bases 148 to 624 code for a protein of 158 amino acids. Gene Ontology annotation, molecular function: protein binding.
GUCGGCUUCUAUUAUAUUCAUGUCUUCUACUUUAUCAAUUUUUUAUGUUUUCAAGUAUUAUAUAAGUCCCUAACCACAUAAACUUCUCUUACUACUUCCUCCAGUUUCAAUUCAUCUAAAAAGAUAAAAAGGGUCAGAAAAAACAAGAUGAUGAGGUUGAAAUCAAAGAGGUUUUGUAGAAGCCUAUCAAAGCUUGGAAAUAUUGGAAACAAAGUAGUAGCACCAUCUCCAAUUGAAAUUGAAAAGGAGUGUAGUGAAAUCAAAUGGGAACUUAGACCUGGUGGCAUGCUUGUACAAAAUAGAGAGAGCAAUAAAAGUGAUGAAGAAAUGAUCACAAUUAGAGUUUCAACAAUGUCAAAGUGGCAUGACAUUUCCAUUGAAGCCACUUCAACUUUUGGUGAUUUGAAGUUGGCUUUGUCAUUGGUAACAAGUUUGGAGCCAAGAGAACAAAGGCUUAUCUACAGAGGUAAAGAGAGAGAUGACAAUGAAUUUCUUCACAUGAUUGGUGUUAGGGACAAAGAUAAAGUUCUUCUUCUUGAAGAUCCGGCUAUUAAGGAAAUGAAGCUAUUUGGUUUGACAAGAAGAGAAUCAAUUGACAAUCCUUGUUGUGCAAUUAGUGUGUAAUAUAAAUCAUCUGAUUUUGACUGAACUGUCGUUGAUGUCUCAAAUGUGUGAAUGUAAAAUCUCCUAACUGUGUGAAUUUGAACUCAAAAUAUUCGGAAGCUAAUUUCUAAAACUCAUAAUUAAUUAGUACUAAUAAAAAAAAGAGUAAAGUAAUGAGUACUAAUAAGAAAAAGAGUGAAGUUAAGUUUAAUGUAAUGAUUGGUCUUUCUUCACUUUUUUGUGUUAAUUUCUUAGUAUAGAGGAACAUAAUAAUGUACUCAUCUUGUUGUUGGACCUUUGUUUGGUUUGAAAAUGUAUAAGCUGAUGUAAUGCCA